UCAGAAUACACUUGAAAGAGGAACAACUGACACGAUGAGAAUCAAGAAGAAGGGAGUUUCUGGUAAUGCUAAGAACUUCAUCACGAGAACGCAAGCCGUGAAGAAAUUGCAAUUGUCGCUGGCUGAUUUCAGAAGACUGUGUAUCUUCAAGGGGAUCUAUCCAAGAGAGCCUCGUAACAAGAAGAAAGCCAACAAGGGUUCCACUGCACCAACAACUUUCUACUACUACAAGGACAUUCAAUACCUGUUGCACGAGCCUGUGCUACAAAAGUUUAGAGAGCAUAAGACCUUCUCCAAGAAGCUGAACAAGGCCCUCGGUAGGGGAGAGGUUGGUGAUGCAAAGAAGCUGGAGGAGAAUAGACCUCGUUAUAAGCUGGACCACGUCAUCAAGGAACGUUAUCCAACGUUUUUGGAUGCUUUGAGGGACAUUGAUGAUGCUCUCAAUAUGCUCUUCUUAUUCGCUAUAAUGCCUGCAACAGAUAGAGUCAGUGCUCGUGUCACAGAGGAUGCCAAUGCAAUCUGUAAUCAAUGGCUUGCGUACGUUUCACGUGAAAGGGCUCUGCGUAAAGUCUUCGUCUCCAUUAAGGGUAUCUACUACGAGGCUAACGUCAAGGGUGUCGAAGUGAGAUGGUUGGUUCCCUUCAAGUAUCCUCAAAACAUUCCAAGUGAUAUCGAUUUCAAGAUCAUGCUGACGUUCUUAGAAUUCUAUUCAACAUUGUUGCAUUUUGUCCUGUUCAAGUUGUACACCGAUGCUGGAUUGGUGUAUCCACCAAGACUGGACCAGAAGAAGUUGAAAGGUGUUGGUGGGUUGAGUGCCUACAUCUUGGAAUCCGAGGAGGCUAAUGCUUUACAAUUAGCCAAUGAAGAUGAUGGACAGGAUGGUGUUCAACUCGAUCAAAAGUUCUUGAAGGCUGCUUUGAAAGCUGAUGAAGAAGAAGCCAAAGAGGAGGAACAGGCAGAGGAAGAAGAAGAUGCUGAAAAUGGCGAGGAAGAAGAAGACGUGGACCAGAUCACCCUUGAUGAGUUCCUCGACAACAACAAGAACACAGGUGAUUUGUUACAACAACCUUCUAAGUUUGACAACCCAGUAUCACAUCUGUUUGAAAAAUUUAUCUUCUUUGUUGGCCGUGAAGUUCCAUUGGACGUUAUCGAGUUCUUAGUCUUGUCCUGUGGUGGUAAAGUCAUCUCUGAGGUUGCCAUCGAUGAGCUUAGAAUGAACAACGAGGACGUUUCUGCCUUGCCAUUGGAUAAGAUCACUCAUCAAAUCGUGGAUAGACCAAAGGUCAACGGUAAAGUUCAAGGAAGAACCUAUGUUCAACCACAAUGGAUCUUUGACUGCGUCAACAAACAGGAGUUACUGGCUGUUAACGAUUAUCUCCCAGGAGAGACUUUACCUCCACAUCUCUCACCAUGGGGUGAUGCUGCAGGUUAUAACCCAGAGGAGAAGCUGAUCGAUGUUGAGGAUGAGGAGUCUUCAGGAGAAGAAGAAGUGAUUGAUGUCGAUGAGGCUGAAUCAGAUGAAGAGGAGGCCGAAGACGAUGAGGAAGAUGAAGACGAAGAUCUCAAGGCACAGAAGGAAUUGGAGCUGGAGGUUAAGGGAGUCAAGUUCUCUGAUUCGAAGGACGCUGCACCAUCUGAACCAAAGGCCAAGAAGAGAAAGACGGCCACCAAAUCUGCAGAGGAAGAAGAGAAGGAGUUGAAGAUGAUCAUGAUGACCAACAAGCAGAAGAAGCUCUACAAGAAGAUGCAGUACUCCAAUGAGCAAAAGGAGAACAGACAAGAGCAACUGAGACAAAAGAGAAGAAAGAUUGAAAAGACCAAGGAGAAGUUGGGUAAGUUAAACGCAAAGAAAUGA
Molecule: messenger RNA, 1855 nt
Organism: Williopsis jadinii
Lineage: Eukaryota; Fungi; Ascomycota; Saccharomycetes; Phaffomycetales; Wickerhamomycetaceae
Gene: NOP7
Product: mRNA-binding ribosome synthesis protein NOP7
Exons: 1
Coding region: 35-1855 (606 amino acids)
Biological process (GO): ribosome biogenesis; maturation of LSU-rRNA from tricistronic rRNA transcript (SSU-rRNA, 5.8S rRNA, LSU-rRNA)
Cellular component (GO): PeBoW complex; nucleolus
Molecular function (GO): RNA binding
Source: RefSeq, a predicted model, not a curated record